Molecule: messenger RNA, 1147 nt
Organism: Lates calcarifer (barramundi perch)
Lineage: Eukaryota; Metazoa; Chordata; Actinopteri; Centropomidae
Gene: msmp1
Product: microseminoprotein, prostate associated 1
Exons: 4
Coding region: 419-802 (127 amino acids)
Source: RefSeq, a predicted model, not a curated record
GACCUUAGCCGGCGAUCAAUGUGUCCUAGAUCGAUUAAUCGAGCCUGGUGGGGAAAAGAGGGAAGUAGAAAAGAGGCGUGGUUUCCAGCAUGAUUAUUAAAGUCACCGCCUGGAUGUGUCAUUGUUUCUAUCACUUUAGAGGUUCAUGCCCGCUGAAGCGCAGCGAGGUGAUCUCCAGAGCGCCAAAACACAAGAUUCCCUCCUCUUUACCCCCCCAUCCCCAACUCCACUUCAAACCACCACCACCUCCUCCUCCUCGUUCCCAAUGGAUGGCACCGCUGACGCCUUCCACAGCCAGGACUGUGGGCCACAUGACGGUGAUGACCACACCUCCACGCCGUGGCCGUGAAGCCUCAGGAUGUAUAAAUGAGGGUGCAAAGGGAGAAGAGGGACCAGAGGCUGACCAGACCAGAGGAAGAUGGAGAUCACCACAGUUAGAUGGGUGCUUGCAGCUGUAGGGUUUCUUCUGUGGAGCAGUGGUGGAUCUGCUGCACCCAUGGAAUGCCACUUCAACUCCAGAGCGCUGUGUGUGUUCGAGGGAAGACACUACUCACUGGGUGAAACCUGGAUGGACAACGCUUGUAUGCAGUGCACCUGUCUGCACCCAGUCGGUGUCGGUUGCUGCGAGACGGUGCAUCGGCCGGUGGACUUCCCUGCGUGGUGUGAGGUGCGGGUGGAGCCAGUGACCUGUAAAGUGUCUCUGGUGCAGGCGGCCGAUCCCCGUCUGCCCUGCUCCCCGGGCGAGGACAUCAAGGACCCGAGUCACGGAUCACUUCAGCUGCAGCAACAGCUCAACGGGUAGAGAGCCACUCAAACUGACGACUAUCUGUUCAGUCUGUUUGCCUGUGAAACCAAUACUCACUACAGUUAAAUGACAGUAGCUACUUUUGUCAUAUACAUACUGUACAAAUAUAAAACAUUAACAGCAUGUAUAAGUUUUAAUCAAUGAAGGAAAUGUGAGCAACAUUUGUCUGUGAAAGUAUAUUUAAGUAAAACUGCAGUAUUUCCCAGCAGAGAAUUUUUUGUUGCAACAUGCAAACAAAUUUUGGAAAUUUAGGCACCCAUCUUCUUUAGAUAAAACUCCUUUGUUUGACAUUAAGGAUUCAAAUUGGCAGUCUGACUGCCUACAGUGGUCCUAAGCCAUAAA